AAUAUACUAGUACCCAACUAACUAGCAAAAUAUUUUCCAACUGUCCCCAAAAGCGAAAGCGAUCUUCCAGUGAACAACCGGGCGGUUGUCGCCGACAAUGGCGGCCACGCCACCCCUUCAGUCUUUCUCGGUUCUUCAUUCAAACAAACCCUCUCACUCUCUGCUUCGCCCCUCUUCUAACAAAAACAGAACCCUUUUCUCUUUCACUUCGAAUCUGAGGUGUGAGAUCAAAGGCUUUGACUUCGAGAGCCACCGUGGUUGGACCAUCGAGCGCGUCUCCGACAUGAGCAAAGACUCCACCAAUUCUCACACCAACCCUUCUUCUCCGUUGCUCUCCGUCUCCGCUGUCACCUCCGCCUCCCAAUUCCCCACCAAAAAUGCCAAAAAAGUUGUCCUUUUCUACUGCGCCGAGACCAAGGCCCUCGCCGAGAAAAUCGCUGCCGAAACUGAUGCCAUUGAACUUCGUAGCAUCUCUUGGGGCAAGUUUCCUGAUGGCUUCCCCAACAUUUUCAUUCCUAAUGCUCAAGGAAUUCGUGGGAUGCACGUGGCUUUUCUGGCCUCAUUCAGUUCUCCAGCAGUGAUUUUUGAGCAGAUUCCUGUUAUUUAUGCGUUGCCAAAACUGUUCAUUGCUUCAUUUACCCUUGUCCUUCCAUUUUUCCCUACGGGCACUUCAGAGCGUAUGGAGGAUGAAGGAGAUAUUGCCACAGCUUUUACUUUGGCCAGACUUUUGUCAAACAUACCCAUUUCUAGGGGAGGACCUACCAGUCUGGUGACAUUUGACAUUCAUGCCUUGCAGGAGAGAUUCUACUUUGGUGAUAACAUUUUACCAUGCUUUGAGAGUGGCAUACCAUUGCUUAAAAGAAGGCUCCAGGAUCUUCCUGAUUCUGAUAACAUAUCAGUUGCUUUUCCUGAUGAUGGUGCUUGGAAACGAUUUCAUAAGCAACUGCAGCAUUUUCCAACGAUAGUUUGUGCAAAGGUUCGGGAAGGAGAUCAACGGAUAGUUCGUAUUAAGGAGGGAGACCCUAGGGGUCGGCAUAUUGUAAUUGUUGAUGAUUUGGUUCAAUCAGGUGGAACUCUGAUAGAAUGCCAGAAAGUCUUGGCAGCUCAUGGAGCAACAAAGAUUAGUGCUUACGUGACUCAUGGUAUUUUCCCAAAUAAAUCAUGGGCACGCUUUGGACAUGAUAAUGGGGGGCAUCCAGAGUCUGCAUUUACUUAUUUCUGGAUCACAGAUUCAUGCCCCUUAACAGUGAAAGACGUGAUGAAUAGGCCACCAUUUGAGAUUCUCAGCCUUGCAAGCUCCAUAUCUGCCAGUCUCCAAAUCUGACAGGAACAUACUGUCAUUUUCAUUUCAUGCUCAAAAUAAUAUGGAGAAACAAAGCGACCCGGUUAAUAAUAAUAGUCAAAGUUGAGCUCUUAGACAUUAGUAUGCGGCUUAUAGUAACAGGUAGACAAGGGAGUAGAAGACCGCACAAAUUGGUUCAAUCUUUAAUAAUAUCUCCCCUCAACUUUGUCAUCUAGUUUUGCCAAGGUUGUUGCUGCAACAUCUACCUGGGUUGCUUUCAUCUAGAAAUUAUUGCUGCUUAAUGGUAGUCCAUAGGAUUCUGUUGUGUUAAAAACAAUGUACUCUAUCUUGUGGAUUUUGGUAGUAUCAAUCGUGUGUCUCAUCCUUACUCUAUCUUUUCAAAUUAAAUAAAUUAUGAUUUCAAAUGUCCAUCUUAAAA
Messenger RNA from Glycine soja, 1721 nucleotides. RefSeq names its product ribose-phosphate pyrophosphokinase 4-like. The record is from RefSeq and is a predicted model, not a curated record. Gene Ontology annotation, cellular component: ribose phosphate diphosphokinase complex; cytoplasm. Gene Ontology annotation, molecular function: ribose phosphate diphosphokinase activity; magnesium ion binding. Gene Ontology annotation, biological process: purine nucleotide biosynthetic process; 5-phosphoribose 1-diphosphate biosynthetic process. The coding region runs from base 98 to 1324 and encodes 408 amino acids. The transcript is spliced from 7 exons. Lineage: Eukaryota; Viridiplantae; Streptophyta; Magnoliopsida; Fabales; Fabaceae.